This is a messenger RNA of Zonotrichia albicollis (white-throated sparrow), 3415 nucleotides long. It is a transcript of the gene TEX12, whose product is annotated as testis expressed 12. Lineage: Eukaryota; Metazoa; Chordata; Aves; Passeriformes; Passerellidae. The record is from RefSeq and is a predicted model, not a curated record.
CCCUCGGAUAUCGAAUUUAAAUCCCAUCGGAUAUCGAAUUUAGGCCGGCCCGGGACUCCCCGCCAUCCCCCCGCCGCCUCCAGCCCUUUGAGGAGCUGCCUCCCCCGUGAGAGGAGCGCCCUUGCAGAGGAACGAGCUGCAGGUUUUACAGGUUUUUAUUUAAACAUUCUUCCCAGCGUGACCUCUCAGCAAACAUCUCGUGCUUUUCGUGAGGCAGCCAUGGCGAGCAACUCGCAAGAAGCAGACCAAAAUAGAAAUAAAAGCAAAAAGAUGGAGAAUGAAGCUUCAGAAAAUCCUCCGUUGUCUGACAAAACAGAUUUGGCUCCUUCUGAGGACUCGCAGUCCCUUUUCAAGACUGAACCACUGGAAAAGGUUUUAAAUGAGAUCAGCAAAGAAAUUAAUAACUUGCUGUCAAAAUAUGCUGACACUAUAAGUGCAAGAAUAGCGUUGGAUUCUUCUUAUGUCCAGGAACUUGAUGAGAUCCUAAAAGAAGCCAGGGCCAUAGAAAAGCAUUUGAAGCAGAAAAGGGAGAAGCUGAAACAGAGAUUCGCUGUCAUCGCCAAUAGUCUGCAAAGCUAAAUGGAGUUUGUUAUGAAAACGUAGAGCCAAAGUUUUGUUCGUGUAUGAAAACAAAUCGGGAUGAGUGUUGUGAUGUCUGUUUCUUGUCUAAAUAUUUCUGUCAGUUCAGGAAACUUCCAACAAGUUAAGCAGCUACUUAGUGUUUAAAUACAUAGUGUAGUGGUAGUUAAUAAAACCAAUUCUGAAUACCUGUUUUAAAUCCUGUGACUCAAGGGAUUAAGACAUUAAGCUAUGUUAACCCAUUAAACACAGCAAAAAACCCAUUUCUAUGAAAUAUAGAAAUUUAUGAUGUAAGUGGAAAAUGACCUCAGAUUAUUUAAUGUUAACCAUUUUCUGGUUAUGAGUUGUUUUUUUCCAAAUGAGUUGUAAUACUGAGAAUAUGUGUUAUAUUUCAAGGCCAUGUAGUUAUAAAACACAAUCAAAGCCUUGCUGUUGAUGUCAAUAAGUAAAUAGAAAACGUUAACACGAUCUAGAAUUACAGUGUUAUUUUGUUUAGCUUCGUGGAUGUUGUUUGUUCAUAUUCAGUCCUUCUGAGAACACUGAGCCCUUUUUAUUUCUUGUCAUUCUACUCUUGUUAAAAAAAAAAAAAAAGAUGAAAGAUGGAAUGUACAAAGGACCACUUGUACUAAGUAUGGGGCUCAUGUAAUAAAGAGAAGUGCUGAAACAAGAUAUAUUUCCAUCUCUGCCCCAGCAGUGUGCAGUGAUUUCCUCUCUAAAUCCUCUCAGACCUAAUCCACCCUCCUUUCCCCCUUUCCUGAGCUCCCAGCCAAACGUGCUGCGUGUCACAGUGACACGAUUUACAGCAAAGAAUCAGAGGAACUGCACAUGGAGGGUGAGAUUUAGAUCCCUAAAGAUGCAAGAUAUGUCCUUAGCAGGAUUUUCAGAGUGCCUAAGCAUGGUGUAAGCGCCUUACCCGCUUAGGAAUUUUGGAAAAUCCCAUAAGGUGCCUAUCUGCAUCUUUAGCAUCUCAAGGCUUUCCAAAGUCUCACCACUGCUCUGCUGUCAUAUUUAGCAGUCUCCUGUUUUUUCCCUGAUACUCUCAGGCUGCUCUGUUUAUACAGAGAAGAUUUAGGAAGUGACAUUUCUUAAAAUAUUGUGCUGGGUGUUUCUGAAACCCUGGCUCGUCUGCAGUGAUGACACAACCUGGAGUUUCCCAAUGACGCCUGCCAAGGGCCUGAACACAGACAUUUACCCACAGUUAUUUAUGAGUUAUAAGGAAAACUUACACAAAUCUAAUUACUGAGGAGCAUCUGCCUGUUACUGCAUUUGAGCUGUUUGCUCUUGGGGAAAUGGUGCGACCUCUUUAGAGCAUUUGGGUUUGGAUUAUCUCCAUUAGUUUAUGUGGCCAAUAUAUCCAACUACCAUUAAGCUCCAGAAGUUAAUUUUGGGAUACAAUAAUUUUAUAAUAUUUUUCCCAUGGGAAAUCAAUUGCUCCUGUUGCAGAAGUUUGCUCUAUUUAAAAACUUCAUAAAAUCCAACAAAAAUGAGUAAAGUCCCACUUUUAAAACAAUGAAGGACUGCUUAUUGCAGUUCAAUCCAAGAUGACUCUAGGUUUUUUACAGUGAUUUCUUACAGAGUUGAUUGUCAUUCCAAUGAAUAACCUUUAAUAGAGUGGAUUUCUGGGAUAAUAAGAGGAAUUUAGAAUUUGAGGAGUAAAGUCAGUGAGUAUGGCCAUAGUAACCUAGGUGAGCUUAUUAUUUGGCAUGAAAUUUUUAAAAUUACUAAGAGCAACAAAGCUUCUGGUUUUGCUGCAUGAAUAUAGGUGAGGAUACAUACAUAUAUGUAUAUAGGUAUAUAAAAUAAAAUGAAUUCAACAUCUAUUUUAUAGAGUUUAGGCUUGAAAUGGUGAGUUCAGAAAGUUUAAAACACCCAUUGAAAAUGUCAGCCUCUCCUCUUGUGAAGAUAAAUAAUAUUUCAGUAAUGGAAAUACUUCCUACAUUGGAAAUUGAAAUUGAAAAUGAAAAUGGAAAUCAAUCUUACAUUUAUUUCUCCCUGUUUAAAGAGAACUUUCCAUAAUUAUUGUGCUGAUCACAAAUACUGAGCACUUUUCUGCUGGCUGCUCUUUAGUGUUCCACUAAGUAUCUUAAUAUAUGAACACAGUCAUUGCACACUAUAAUCCUUCUAAGCCAUUAAAAAUAAAAAUUUAUCACUUUCUUAUUUGACUAAAACUCAUCCACUCUGCUGAUUGCCCCCCUUAUGGAUUUCAGUGUUUAUUGGGAGAAACAAAGGAACUUUUCUGUUCAGGUCUGGCACUAAGGGCUCCUUCCUGCUCUCCCUGAGGAGUGAGCUCCUUGUGAAACCCACCUGGCAUCCAUCCCAUCCCUGUCUGCUGUCCAAUUUUACUGCAGGAGGUUUGGACAGAAAAUUAAUUGGCUUUAAAGCUGCUAAACCUGAUCAGCAAAGCUCAGCUGGUAACUGCGUUUUCUUUAAAGCUUCUCCCCUCCUUGUUUAAGCUCCAGCCUAUAAAUUAACAAGAACGUCUAAGAUGACAGAUCAGUAACAGAAUAUAAAUGGAUUUUUUUUUUUUAAUCAUGAAGAAUUUUAGACGAAGUUCUGACACUUCUUGGAGUCAAGGGGAUCUUGACACUGAGCCUUUGCAUUUCUGAGCUUGCUGUGAAUUUCUUCACAGGCUGGAAAGUGUAAGUGAUGAAAAACUCAGUUUCUCUCAUUGCUCUUCUAUUGUCUAAAAGCUAAAAAUGGGAAAUAACAGAUAAUGCAGAGAGUUUAGAUAAUCAGUGAUGAGAAUUCUUUCCUGAGAAAAGGCUAAUCUUGAUUGUUUACUUAAAAUGAGAUCACCUUUUAGAAUAGAAAAAAAUAGAAUAGAAAAAAAAUAGAA